UAGAAAUAGUUAAACAAUAAAAAGCAACUUAUAACAUUGCAGUUCAUCUUUCAGAAACUUAUAAACUUUUCGCCGAGAUCAUGUAUGUGCAUGAUAUAAUUAUAAAGGCAGCAUCUUCUUCUUCUUCUUUUUGGGGGUUACAUGUUAAAGAUCCUACAAAGGUAAAUGCUACUAGAGUUGGUGUUAAAGAUCGGAGCAUGCUUCUUCCCACGAUUCGAACUAUCCCCGUAAAGCCAAUGAUGGUAAUGAUCAACCACAAGAAAGCGCUUCCAAAACUGGUUUCGGAUCUUGAUUUAGGGAGAAUGGUUAACGACGGGUUAGUUUUCCGACAAAAUAUUUAUAUUAGAUCAUAUGAAGUUGGGCCAGAUCAAACAACUUCUAUAGAAACAAUUAUGAAUCAUUUGCAGGAAACAGCCCUUAAUCACUUAAAGACGAUUGGAAUCUUGCAAGAUGGCUUCGGUUCAACACCAGAGAUGUGCAAGAAGAACCUAAUAUGGGUGAUGACUAAGAUGCAACUAGUAGUGGACCGUUCUCCAGCAUGGGGGGAUGUUGUUCAAGUUGAUACUUGGAAAGCUGCAUCCGGGAAAAAUGGUAUGCGUUGUAAUUGGAUGUUUCGCGAUUCCAAAACAGGCGCGAUUUUAAUAAGAGCGUCAAGCAUUUGGGUGAUGAUGAACAAAGAGACAAGAAGGUUAUUCAAAGAGCUGCGUAUUGGCCUAUACGCAGCGUAUACUGACACCUUGUAUACGCUGCGUAUUGGUCAAUACGAGGCGUAUAAAGCCUUCUGA
This is a messenger RNA of Helianthus annuus (common sunflower), 785 nucleotides long. RefSeq names its product palmitoyl-acyl carrier protein thioesterase, chloroplastic. The coding region runs from base 81 to 785 and encodes 234 amino acids. Gene Ontology annotation, molecular function: acyl carrier activity; fatty acyl-[ACP] hydrolase activity. The record is from RefSeq and is a predicted model, not a curated record. Gene Ontology annotation, biological process: fatty acid biosynthetic process. The transcript is spliced from 5 exons. NCBI's taxonomy places the organism in Eukaryota, Viridiplantae, Streptophyta, Magnoliopsida, Asterales, Asteraceae.